AUGUUUCUGACUUGUUGUCCUAAUCUUUACUCUAUGUUGCUGAAGACGCAAAUUAACUUGAUUGACAAUGAAAUUCUACUAUCCCUGGAUUUAUAGCCCCCUUACAAGGCUAUCCUAAAGAAAGACUUCUUACACAUUUACAAGGAUGAAGAACCUUUAUUCUCUCUACCAUUAUCGUAUCCCAAUCUUAUUAGUUGGCAAUUCCAAAGAGGCUUAGUAGGCUUUAUGAUCAGCAACACAAUUUAUUUCACCGACUAAGCCUAUAAGUUGAAGGAAUUCCUAAAUGGGAAACUAUUUUUUUCAAGAAUCCAAGACUUCUACACUCCCUUGCAGGUCCUAGGUUAAGGUAGUUCAGCUAAAGUCUUAUUGGUUAAAUCUAAGCAGGCUGACUAAUAUUUUGCAGCCAAAUGUGUUGAAAAGAAUGAGCUAAUGUAUUAGGAAAUCGAAAUUAAUAAUGAAUUAGAUCACCCUGCAUUUGUCAAAGUAAAGGAAGUCUUCUAAGGAGACACCAGUUACUACAUAAUAAUGGAUUUAUUAUCUGGAAAAAACUUGCAGUAACUCAUGAAAAAUUAACAUGUUGACUCAGAAAAUAAUGCAUGUAAAUUGAUAGUUAAAUAGGCUUUAUUAAGUGGGAUUGAACAUAUGCACUAAAAAAACAUUAUGCACAGAGACAUCAAACCAGAAAACAUAGUUUUACAAAAAAAUAACAAUUUAACUACACUCAAAAUAGUUGACUUUGGUUUAGCAACAUACACUACAUUAAAAAAAUUUAAAUAUCCCAAAUGUGGAACUCCAGGGUAUGUUGCUCCAGAAAUUGCCAAUCUGACAGACAAGGAUGCCACGUAUAGUUCUAAGUGUGACAUCUUCAGUGCUGGAGCACUAUUUUUUAAACUCUUGACUGGAAGGGAUGUUUUUCCUGGAACAGGGUUUAACUUUGUGUUGUAAUUAAAUAAGAAAUGUCACAUUGAUUUUUCUAUUCUUACUUUAAAGAAAGUACCACCGAAUGUUAUAGUAAUCAAUUUUUAAUAUUGA
Paramecium tetraurelia is the source of this 1032-nucleotide messenger RNA. RefSeq lists its product as uncharacterized. Gene Ontology annotation, molecular function: protein serine/threonine kinase activity; ATP binding. Lineage: Eukaryota; Ciliophora; Oligohymenophorea; Peniculida; Parameciidae. Gene Ontology annotation, cellular component: nucleus; cytoplasm. The transcript has 3 exons. Gene Ontology annotation, biological process: protein phosphorylation; mitotic DNA damage checkpoint signaling. The record is from RefSeq and is a predicted model, not a curated record.